Messenger RNA from Mesorhabditis belari, 396 nucleotides. The record is from the annotation of a GenBank genome assembly. NCBI's taxonomy places the organism in Eukaryota, Metazoa, Nematoda, Chromadorea, Rhabditida, Rhabditidae.
AUGCUCGAAGGAGGCCAUGCGGCUCGCAUUGUGCGAAGGGGCGGGAUUGCAGAUGGAAUGGAUCUCACUGGAGAGGGGCAAGAAGUCGAAGAGGAAGAGGAUUUGACGUGGGGAGGAAGGAUUAAAAAUCGAAUUCGCAUUGCUCUCCCUCAUAUCCUCCUCAUCUCAGCCACAACUCUUUACAUCACUGGUGGCGCGUGGGCUUUUCAAAUCAUCGAAAUCCCGCAUGAAGUUCGACGAAGGAAUUUUCAUCUCAAUGAGAUUUUGAGAGCUCAGGAAGCCCUUCUAUCUGUGGAUCCGGAAAUCGACCCGGAAAAUGUGACUUUAUUGAGAAGAAUCGAUCAUCUCACCUAUGUGACGAUGAGAGCCUAUGAAAAAGGGAUUAAGGUAUGUAUU